Molecule: messenger RNA, 1410 nt
Organism: Mesorhabditis belari
Lineage: Eukaryota; Metazoa; Nematoda; Chromadorea; Rhabditida; Rhabditidae
Source: the annotation of a GenBank genome assembly
AUGCUUCUUUUGGUGUUUGUUUUAUUGCCAGGAUUGAUAUUUGCUGAUCGGGAAAUUACUUUAACAAACGAUUCUGCUUCGUACGUAGCUUAUGGAGAGAAACUGUUGAAUUAUCAGACGCUCACCGUUUCACUCAAUUGCACGGAUUGCCAAAUUUACGUUGAAUUCGAGGUCUCCGAUGUUAACAACACCAUUUUCUCUUUCACUUCGCCAACCAAGAAUUACACUUAUGAUCAAGUCACUUCAUCAGUUUGGUUUAUCAUUCCCGGACCGAUCAGCUUGCUUACAAGUCUUGGUGUUAAUGGAACGACUCCCACUUUCCUUGCUUCAUUCCGGUUAUGGAACGGCGUGAAUGGAGAAACUGAUUGGCAGCCAACGAAUCUUCAACUAAUCCCCGGUCAAAAUGGGGCUAUGAAUACGGUUCGACUCGAGAAUGGGAUUAGAAGUGUGACGCUGGUGAUGGGCAGGGCUAGCUAUGCGAAUGUGAAACUCUUUGCCCCGACGGUUUCUCCGAAUUGCUCAAUUUCCGUUUUGGCCGGUCACAUUCCGAGUUAUUCAGCCAGAGAUCGGCUCAAGAUCUAUGAAUUCACAAAUGACAACAUUCCCAUGUAUCAAUCGAGCUACGUCAGGACAUCAGCAUUCACUCUUUUGAUCCAGGAGAAUUGCACGGCCAGGAUUAUGUACUCUGUUUUAGAUAAAGCCACAAUCAUUGUUGAUUCCUAUCAACCAUCGAAUGGGUUCAGCAUGAGUUACGAAUAUUUGGAGCCGUUUGGAGAGACUGAGAAUUUCACCGAGUCAAUGGGCCACACGGGAAUAAGCUUGAAUGAAACAUAUCCAUUCCUCCCGAUUGUGUUCACAGUGAAAGACGCGAUGCUAAGCAAUGGUGGCUACCUGAACUUCCAAACAACCGAUUACUCGGGGAAUCAAAUGGCUGCUAGCAACGUGAGCACCUCGAUCAGCGGCUACAUUUUGGGCGACAUGUGGGGACAAACGUUCAAAAUUAUCUGGAAUCCUUCAACAACCCAGCAGAAAAAGGGCUACUUGGUUUGGUACAUGAUAAGAAAUGAGACGAUGUCAACAACAAGUACGAGUACGGUGCAAAGCAGUAUUGGUACGAUGACGACGACUACAACUUUGUCGACAACCACAACAACAAUGAGAACUGCCUCCACAUCAAACGUGACCACUCAAACUUCAGCAACUGUCCCUUCUUCAACAAAUACAGCAAUGACUGUCUCAAUCACGAUCCCAAUUUCUCCAGUUACUUCAAACGAAACAACUCCCACUGCGCUUCCAGCUGCAGGAAGGAAAGGAGAACGCGUAAUGAUUCCGAAGUGUACAGGAAUCUGGCUGAAAGGCUCAGCGAGAAUCUGGCAGAAAGCGGCGAGGAUUUCCCUGGAAAUGGAAAAG